This is a messenger RNA of Scomber japonicus (chub mackerel), 2884 nucleotides long. It is a transcript of the gene fam174b, whose product is annotated as family with sequence similarity 174 member B. Bases 939 to 1352 code for a protein of 137 amino acids. The record is from RefSeq and is a predicted model, not a curated record. The transcript is spliced from 3 exons. NCBI's taxonomy places the organism in Eukaryota, Metazoa, Chordata, Actinopteri, Scombriformes, Scombridae.
UAAUUUUAGAGGCCUGCAGAAAACAGUGAAAUCCUGAGGGCAGCCAUGAGAAUCCACCUGCUAAAAUUGGUUCAGAUGGGUUCAAUAUGCUCAUUGAUUUCCUCAUAAUUCAUUACUGACAAAAAGAAAUCAGUUCCGUCUGUUUGACUUGAAUAUUAAACAGAUUUUAACAUGUUCAGGCUGGUUAUUUCUUUCAGCACCAGACUGUGGAACUAAACUGUAAUAAAAUGUUAAAAGCAUUUAAAAUAAUAAUAAAAAUUUACAGGCUUUUUGGUGCCUAGUCAAAAUUUUAUGAGGAGGGUGGAGUUGUGCUUGGGGAUUGGGGACUUCAGACUUGCAUAUUCUGAAAUCCUGACUACAGCCCUGACUGUAAACCCACCACAGCUAUUACGAAGCAUUGAAUAAUUAUUUGUCCUAUUCGUGUGGGCCUUUCCUUUAAGAGCGUCAUCAAACACUAAAAAUGUUUUGUUUGUCAUUUCUUUCCGCUGAAUGACGCCACCGAGCUUAAAUUGAUGGCACCAGGUCUGUAGGAGUUGGGAAAUACGAGGUUGACCUGAAGGCGGCACCAACCCACAUAACAGCGCUCCUGUUCAGCAUCAGGAACAGAGGGCCAGCCCGCAGAGCUCCUCCGGAGGCGGAUAAUCCUCAUCUCCACACGGAGUCAACCUAAUACAAUCAGGAAGGAAUUGCCAGAACUCACCUCGAGGAAAACACGUUUUGGACACAGAUGCAAGUCACGACAAAAAAGUCCAUCUUUAGGAAAAGCCUGGACGAGUAGAGAUGGAUAUUUGCGUCUCAUAUUUUCUUUAUUGUGUAAACAGCAAAGUCUGACAUUGAUAAGCCGAUCCUCUAUAAUGUGACAGCUGUUGUCGCAUUCCAGCUUGUUUGGAGAAACUACUACACAUCCUGCUUUUAUUUUUCUUUCUUAUUUCAUCACCAUGGUGACGUACAAUCUAGCUUUAACUUUUAUUAUUGCAUUGGCACUUUGGGAGGUCAGCGGCGUGCCACAAACUCUUUCCUCACCCGCGAUGCAGUUAAAUUCAACAUCAUCGUCCCUCAUCAGCGGAGAUCAAUUGACCAAUAAUGUCACUGAUUCCGCCGUGGGAUCCCGGAUUUCAUCUAUAAUGACGCAUCUACCAACUCUGAAAAACAUUGUCAUUUUCAUCUGCGUGCUAACAGCUGCUCUCAUCACAUGCCUGGUCAUCAAAGUGGUCAGAUCUGGCCGACGAAUCAGGAAAACACGGAAAUAUGACAUUAUCACGACACCUGCAGAGCGUGUGGAGAUGGCCCCUCUUAAUGAGGAGAAUGAAGACGAGGACGACUCAACUCUGUUCGAUGUCAAAUACAGGUGAAUCCCAGCAUGGACAACAAUGUUUGGUAACUCCUGUUUUCCCUGGAACAACUCAAGUUUCUUCUACUUUUUUUGUGUUGCCAAGUCUUACCAACUCUGCAACUUCAUAUACUGCGUGUGCAUGGCUUUUUAUCUGUGGAGCCGCAUGGAUGUCAUCGUUCGCUGCUUUACUGAUGCUUUUAUCAUGUGGCUCACCUCUUUCUAAUGUUAAAGACCAGGAUGCUUCAAGUCGUGACUUUCCCUUAAAAGUCAUUCAGUAAACAGGCUGUUGGCAGCUUGGAGUUUAAUCAUCUCCAUAACAGACCACUACAUUAUAAUAAUAUUUUAUCUUUUACUUUACUGUAUAUUUUAUUGUUAAACUUGAGCUACAGUAUACAGUCUACUGGCUGAGGAGUUUAUAUGUUCCAAGCUAUGGUCUACACAUAUUAUAUAAUACAGGGUUAAUCCCAUCUGAGUGAUAUAUAUAUUCUAUAAAUAAAUAUUCGGUGGUCACUAAAAGCCAUUGAUGGAUGCGUUCUCGUGCAAAGAAUAUUCAGAUAAACAAAUUGCACACUAUGAAGAAUAGUUAUCUGGUGAAUUACAGUAAUUGCUAUUUUUAAACUUAACUUUCAUACCAAAUGUUAUCUCUAUCUACUAACCACGUUAUUGUGCAUAUAUACUGUCUAAGGCUUUCUGUCCUUAUGUAUGGAGUAAGCGUAUAUUUUUUUACUGUGUGUGGUGUGAGACGUUCCUAUUUUGCUGCUAUCUCAGCUGUAGUUUAAAGAUUUGAUUACAAGCUCAAAUAAUAUUGUCAUGAGGUAUUUAUGGGAUACAUCCAUUUGCUACGAAUGUGAAAGCUGUAACCUGUUGUUUAGGCGUUAUUCAUUUAAGACAGUAUCAAACAAAAGUUUUAAAAGCUGCAGUGAUGUACAGUAUUCAAUCAUAAAUUUGGACACACCUUUCUUUUCUCUUGAAUCAGAAAGUGAGUUAACUUAAAAUGUACAUGCACCCAGUGUCUUAUCUUCUAAAAGCAAACAAUACGUAAUUACUACAAUAUCUAAUCAUCAACUGAAAUUAUCCCUAAAGUUUGGUAUCUCUAUUAUGAGGUAGUGGGUGAACAGCUAGUUCAGUAUUACAUAAAGUCUCUCUUAAUAGCUUACUGACUUUUGUAAUGUCUAACUUGAGAAGGUCAGCAUGUGUUUUUCCUGAAGUAAUAACAAACUACAGCCCUGUUUCCUUCAGCAAAGGCAACAUCGGCUUUUACACUUUUUACAGACACUGGUAUUGACUGUUGAUGGAAAUAUUUUUCUGAUCCUGAGAAAGUCAGUUUAUUUGGCCCAUUAGAUGAGCAUUAAAGGAAAAGGUUGGCAUUUUGUGGAAUAAACUUUUGCCAAGAGUUAAAUGACAAUAUCUAUGUCAUUCUCAUGUAUGUCAGUUUUAUAUGAAAGUGGAGCCAGGAGAUAGCUUAGUUAGCUUAGUUUAGCAUAUAGUCUGAGAACAGGUGAAUACAGCUAGCCUGGUCAGUGUCCAAAGAUUCUGAAAUCAACGUAGCAA